Molecule: messenger RNA, 5352 nt
Organism: Hylaeus volcanicus
Lineage: Eukaryota; Metazoa; Arthropoda; Insecta; Hymenoptera; Colletidae
Exons: 19
Coding region: 1030-5109 (1359 amino acids)
Biological process (GO): detection of chemical stimulus involved in sensory perception of smell; sensory perception of smell
Cellular component (GO): plasma membrane
Molecular function (GO): olfactory receptor activity; odorant binding
Source: RefSeq, a predicted model, not a curated record
UUCAGGUGGCAUGUAUUAUAAUACAAAGAUCCUCAUCGUUUACAUGUUUUCCAGAAACGUCUCCAAAAGGAAAGUCAAGUUUGUAAGCUUUCCUAAUAACGCCUACGUAGAGCCAAUGCUUUUGCUAAUUUACUUGAUAGACUAACCGUCAUCAUUCCUUCAACUACAGUAUGCUCUGUUCGAUUUUAAACAUGUUUUAUUUAAUUAAAGAUGCUCUUCACGUGUUCGUGAUUUUAAGAUUUUCUUGUACGAAACAUGACAUAUUUCAGGAUAAAAAUGUUAUUUAAAAUGCCCUUAGCUGUAAUGCUUUUCGCACAAUCAUCGCCACAGAUUCUCGCGGGAGACGUUAAAACAAAUAUCGGUUUCAGGCAAGUGACCAUUACUACUUCAAAAAUUAUUUAUCGGUCUAAAAUCACGGUUUAAAAUCACCUUACAUUACGAUAUCCACUUUCUCACAUCAUGAUUGCCUUUCCACAUUUAUUAAACAUUCACUUCGUCACUUACAGCGUCUGUGCGUGUCAGUCGAUAGCUUGAAAUCACCGUCAGAUGAGGUUCUGUAAAAAGAAAUAUUAAUAAAUGCUAGGGGAAACGAUAAACACAUGCUUUCUCAUUGUGUGUGAGGGGCAACAAAGGCAUGCGGGUUGUUUUCAAGACAAGUAAUGUCCCAUACAAUUAUCUUCGCGCAAGGAAAGCAUAACUGCAUACGGAUAGGAAAAAGAAUACAUGAAAGCACCCAUUACAGCGGCAAUUGGCAUAACAUAUUAAUAGUUUACAGGCAGUCUGUGCGCAAUUGAAUCGUCGAAGGGUUGGUACUAUGUAAAAGUGUGCUACCACCACUACUCCAAUUUCCAUUGCAGGCAGAGUUUGCGUCAAUUCACUCUUCAGUCGAAACGCCAUUACACGUUCGAGUCCAAACGAAUCACUUCAUGACAAAAGUGUGAAUUGUUUCUCUUCCGAGGGUCUAUUUAUUCGUUUAUCAUCGAGUUCUCUUGCUCGUAAAAUGCGUAAUUGUUUUCAUCUUGCUUCGCUAUGUUUGGGAACGUAACUCCAGAGAGGGCCAUAGAGUUUACUUGGUACAGCGUAGCUUUGAACUACUGUUGGCCACCGCCAUCGACAGCCACCAGACCUCGGAUGAUUUAUUUCAAGAUCGUGAGGAUCCUAGCGAUUCUUAGCGCCUUUGCACUCGUUCUACCCCUUUUGUACUCACUCCACGUGCACCGGAACGAUCCAGUCAUCUUCACCAAAGCGGCCUGCCUCGCAGCAUCUGUUUCACAGAUCCCGAUGCAAUCAUUUUUCUGCAUUGCUCAUCACGAUCGCCUCCAGGUGUUGACCGAACAGAUGGUGGAUUACUGCGCGAAAGCGAGGUCGUACGAAAGGUUCGUGCUGCAACGUUACGUCAACAAGUACUCAACGUUCUACGGGGUGUCAGCGACUUGGUUCUACUUGACGGCGACUGUCGUCGUCGUGGGAUCAUUGUUCGUAGAUCAGCCCUUCCCAACGGAAGCAGAGUACCCGUUUCCUGUAAAUUUCAUGCCUCUGAGGACGACGCUCUUCAUCCACCAAGCGUUUGUUGGUUUGCAGUGCGCCGCCAUCGUUUGCAUGAACGUGUUCGCUGCUCUCCUUUUGUUGUUCGCAGCUGCUAGGUUUGAAAUUUUAAUGCUGGAACUGCGCUCUGUUCAGGACAUCGAAACGUUGAUACAAUGCAUACGAAAGUACUACCAUGUGAGAAAAUAUGCACAGGAAGUGGUUACGUUUGUGCAGUAUACAGCACUCUCCACGACGAUAGUAGCCAGCGUUCUACUCGUACUCAGUGGUUUUCACAUCGUCGGACGACAACCGCUUGCAAUCAAAGUGCAAUUUAUAUUCCUGGCUCUGACUGCACUGGUGGAGGUUUUCAUGUGCGCCUGGCCAGCUGACAACUUGUUGGAGGUGGUGAGUUUUUCCUCGUCAUCUUUGUGGAUUUUUCAUUGGAAUCAUGUACGUGUUAAUUUUUAUCUGUCAGAGCGAAAGUGCUAUUCGAAGCUUGUACGAUAUGGGAUGGUACGAACAAUGUUUGAAGAUGCAGAAGACAGUGAUGCAAACGUUGCUACCUCAGAAGCCGAUAGUAAUCAGUAUCGCGUGUGUCAUUCCAGUCUUGUCGUUGAAUUAUUAUUGUUCGAGAGGGCUAUAGAGUUUACUUGGUUCAGCGUGGCUUUGAACUAUUGCUGGCCACCGCCAUCGACGGCCACCAAAUUUCAGAUCACCUUAUACAAGUUCAUCAAGCUUCUGGUGAUUCUUAGCGCUGCAGGACUCGCUCUUCCUCUCUUGUACUCGCUCCACGUGCAUCGCAACGACCCAAUCAUCUUCACCAAAGCAGCUUGUUUAUGCGUGGCUGUUACACAAAUACCAGUACACUCGUCUUUCUGUCUCGCCCAUCACGAGAGGCUUCAGGGGUUGCUCGAACAGAUGACAGAUUAUUGCGCGAAAGCCAAGUCGUACGAACGAUUCGUGCUACAACGUUACGUCAACAAAUACUCGACGUUUUACGGGGUGUCCGCGACAUGGUUCUACGUUACCGCGGCUAUUUUCGUCGUUGGAACUCUGUUCGUCGAUCAGCCCUUUCCAACAGAAGCGGAGUACCCGUUUAACGUUGAUUACGAGCCUCUGAGGACGACGCUUUUCCUUCACCAAACAGUCGUCGGUUUUCAGUGUGCUGCGAACGUGUGCGUGAACGGGUUUGCUGCGAUGCUGCUGUUAUUCGCAGCUGCUAGAUUCGAGAUCAUAAUGAUAGAGCUGCGCGCUGUUCAAGAUAUCCAAAUGUUGGUAGAGUGCAUACAAAAGUAUUACCACGUGAAAAGAUACGCGCAAGAAGUGGUCACGUUUGCGCAGUACAUAGCUCUCACCGCGACGAUUGUGGCCAGCUUUCUGCUCGUACUCUGCGGUUUUCAUAUUGUCGGACGGCAACCGCUUGCGAUAAAAUUGCAAUUCUUAUUCUUGGCUAUGACUGCGCUAAUGGAAGUUUUCAUGUGCGCCUGGCCGGCUGACAACUUGUUGGACGUGAGCGAAGGUGCUAUUCAAAGCUUGUACGAAGUAGAUUGGUACGAUCAAGAUUUGAACAUGCAGAGGACCGUGAUGCAAACUUUGGUACCUCAGAAACCGAUAGCCAUCAGCAUUGCGUGCGUCAUCCCAGUCAUGUCGUUAAACUAUUAUUGCUCGCGGUUGAUAGAAGAGAUGAUACUUUACUGCGAGAAAGCGAAAUCGUAUGAAAGUUACGUGUUCCAACGGUGCGCGCAAAGCUAUAGCGCGUUUUAUGGAGUGUCUGCGAUCUGGUUCUACGUGUCAGCGUGUACCGUUGUCGUAGGAAGUGUGUUGAUAUCUCAGCCUUUUCCGACCAAAGCUGAAUAUCCGUUCGCUGUGGAUUACGAGCCCUUGAGAACGAUUAUUUUUCUUCAUCAAGCUCUAGUUGGUAUGCAAUGCGCUGCACAUGCAUGCAUCAACAUGCUUGGUGCUCUGCUGCUGUUGUUUGCGGCUGCACGGUUCGAGAUUCUGAUGAUGGAGCUGCGAAACAUCACCGACGUUCAUAGCCUGAUCGAGGGAGUAAACAAAUAUCACUCUGUGAAAAGAUACGCAGAGGAAGUGGUCAAGUGUGUUAAAUUAAUUGCCCUGAACACUCUAGGACUAUGCGGAGUGGCGCUUGUGCUAUGCGGCAUUAGUUUCAUCGGGCGCGUGCCGCUCACGAUAAAAUUGCAAUUCUUAUGCUUGGGUGGAACUGGAUUGUUAGAGGUAUUCAUGUGCGCCCUGCCAGCGGAUCGCUUGAUGGACGUAAGCCAAAACGCCAUCUCAGGUGCAUACGAAUCGCCGUGGUACGAGGAAACAUUGAGAAUGCAGAAGAACGUGCUUCAUAUGCUGAUGCCACAGAAAGAAGUAGCCAUCAGGAUCAAGGGUAUCGUUCCAGUUCUCUCUUUGAACUACUACUGCUUGUCGCUACAUUCGUUUGUCAUGUUUGGAAACGUAACAUUCGAAAAAGCUAUCGCGUUCACUCGUAUCAGCGUGGCUUUGACCUUCUGUUGGCCGCCUCGUUCCAAAGCUACCAAGUCUCAGGUACUCCGUUUCAAGGUCCUCAGAUUAGGAGUAAUUCUAAGCGCAUUCGGGCUCUUUUUCCCCUUGACGUAUGCACUGUACGUGCAACGCGACGACUUCACCAAUUUUGCUCAGGCGGGAUGUAUGUUACUGGCUGUUAUCCAAGUGCUCCUGCAGACGAUUUUCUGCAUCAACCAGUACGAUCGUCUUCGGCGGGUGAUAGAAGAGAUGAUACUUUACUGCGAGAACGCGAAGUCGUAUGAAAAUGUCGUGUUCCAACGAUACGUGGAGAGAUAUAGCACGUUUUACGGAGCGGCUGCAAUCUGGUUCUACGCGGCAGCGUUUACGGUUGUCGUGGGGAGCGUGUUGAUUCACCAGCCCUUCCCGACCAACGCUGAAUAUCCGUUCCCUGUCGACUACGAACCUUUGAGGACCGUUAUUUUCCUGCACCAAGGUCUAGUUGGUCUACAAUGCGCUGCCCAUGUGUCUAUUAGCAUGCUUGGCGCCAUGCUGCUGCUUUUUGCUGCUGCACGAUUCGAGAUUUUGAUGAUAGAGCUACGCAACAUCACCGACCUUCAUAGUCUGAUCAAGGGUGUCACUAAAUACCGCUUUGUGAAAAGAUACGCUGAGGAAGUGGCCAAGUGUGUUAAAUUAAUUGCCCUGUCUACAUUAGCGAUAUGCGGAGGGGUACUUGUGCUCUGCGGAAUUAAUUGCAUAGGGCAAGUGCCAUUCGCGAUAAAAUUGCAAUUCUUUUUCUUGGGUGGAGCUGGAUUGUUAAAAGUAUUCAUGUGCGCGCUGCCAGCGGAUCACUUGAUGGACAUAAGCCAGAACACCAUCCAAGGUGCGUACGAAUCGACGUGGUACGAGCAUCCGUUGACACUGCAGAAGAGCGUGCUGUAUAUGCUGCUUCCACAGAAGGAGGUAGCUAUCAGUAUCAAGGGAAUCGUUCCAGCUCUGUCUUUGAAUUACUACUGUUCGUAUGUCUCCAAUGUGUUCACCAUUUUUACUGCUCUACGGAUGGUGAUGUUGGAGGAAGACGAUGAAAGCUGAGCAUUUCUUGACAACAUGUGAGCUGGACAGUUGUUAACGUAAAUAUAGUAAAUUUUUCCUAUCUCAGUUACGGAAUAAAGAAAUAUAUCUUUAAAAUAUUCGACCUCAUUGAUAUACAUCCACUCUUCCACAAAAGAUCCUUUAUACUCUCUCCUAAGUGUUUUAAAGUGAAGAAAUGAUCAACAUCCUCGAUGAAAAACAUAUCAUAAAUGUAAGAAAAUGUCAGAUUUUUUCAGAUGUGCG